Messenger RNA from Capsicum annuum, 2306 nucleotides. RefSeq names its product protein TIFY 8. Bases 633 to 1943 code for a protein of 436 amino acids. NCBI's taxonomy places the organism in Eukaryota, Viridiplantae, Streptophyta, Magnoliopsida, Solanales, Solanaceae. Gene Ontology annotation, biological process: response to wounding; regulation of defense response; regulation of jasmonic acid mediated signaling pathway. The record is from RefSeq and is a predicted model, not a curated record. Gene Ontology annotation, cellular component: nucleus. The transcript has 6 exons.
AGGAAGCAUGAGUUGAAAUGUGAUAAAUUAAAGCUUAACAAUCAACUAACAUACUUUCAUCUCUUCCAAUAAACUGCAAAAGAAAAAAAAAAGAAAAGAUCCACUACUAUUAUUCUCCUGCUUUCUCCCUUCCCAAUGCUAUGUCUCUGUAUUUUUUGAAACAGAAAAGAACAAGCCCAUAGUAGUAAGAUGUGAGUGGGCAAGAGAACCAAGAACACACAACCCAUUUAUGUAUUACUAUGUGUAAGAAAAAGUCGGUCACUUUUGCUAUUUAAUGCCCCUUGUCUGAUUCUUCCUUUAUUUUAUUUUUUUUCUGAAAGGCGCUACAUACCUUUAUCUUCUUUUUAACCUUUCUUGUGUAUUAUGCAGACGAGUUUUUGCACUUUUUUUUUUUUGAAUUAAUUCAUACAAACAACAACUGUGUGGGUAAAUUUGUCUGUAAAAGUUGAUGCAGAUAAGGUCACACUGAAGUUGUUAUAGCUGUUGCCUUCUUUUUUACCCCCCUUUCUUGUGCAAAGAUUGUUGCUUUUUUUGGUUCUUGAACACCCCCACCCCGCCCCACCCCCCACCUACCAACACACAAGACUUGAGGACUUGGGGUGUGUUGGUAAUGGUACUGAAAGUGUUCAUGUAUGGCUCACAUUCAAAGUAACAAAAGUGUUGGUGGUAGUACUGCAGCAGCAGCAGAUGAAGUGAAACCACCACCACCACCACCAGCAGCAGCAGCAGCAGCUACUACAACUACUUUUCAUGAUUUUUUGGGUAAAGGGUAUCAUCAAGAAUCAUCUCCAGUGAUGUCUGGCAGAGUGGUGUUGCCAUCUGAGGCAUCUCCAUCUGCUUCUGUCUCAGUUGGUGCUUCUUCUGGGGGUGGCCGUGGUCCCAUUUCCACCACUUCUGAUCUGGGGUCUGAAAGACAUGUAGGAAAUCAUUAUGAAGGAGUGCCAUUCUAUGGCCUAAGGGGUGAACUUUCAGGGGCUGAGCCAAGUAAUCGAUUGUCGGGAACGAAAAGAAGCAAUUCUGACUCUUUAAUGGGGUCAACAAGAGAUAAAUUUUCAACGCUGCGACCAGACACAUUGGAGAGCUCACAUAUGCAGAAGCUACUACGAAAUGCAGGGGGCGAGCGACGUGGACGGCCACAUGACCAAGAAAUGUCCUUUGUUAUGCAUCCAAUGAGGCCACUUCAUGCCUCUUUAAUAUCACAACCAUCUGCCACCGGUAGAACUGAUGUCAAUGCUUCCAAGUGGGAUCGAGUUAUUCCUCUCAAUGUUGGUCCCACCUUGCAGUUUCCUCCACGUGCUAGUCAUGUUUUACCUUUUGGCUAUCAAUCGUCAGCCAACAGGUUUGGAGAUGCCAAUGCUGGACCUUCUACUAUAUCUCAAGCUGCUGAUGAAGGAUCAAGGACAGGAAUCAAAGGAUCCGGAAUAUUGAGCUCCAUUAAUGCAAGUGGUGGAAUCUCUGAUAGAAGCCUUACUGGGGUGCCAUUAAGUGGUGCCAAGCAGAAGUCUGCACUUCACUUGUCUGACCUAGAAUCUUCUAACCCAUGUCGGCAAGGAUCGUCAUCUGCUGGCUCUCAAAUGACUAUAUUUUACGGGGGUCAAGCCCAUGUUUUCGAUAAUGUCCAUCCCAACAAGGCAGAUGUUAUAAUGUCCUUAGCUGGAUCGAAUGGAGGAUCUUGGUCAACAACGUAUGCUCCAAAAUCUGCUGCAAGGCCAUCAACUGGAGAAAAUUAUUCGCCUAAAGCAGAGAAUGAGACAACCAACGGCAGUAACUUAGCUCUAAUAAGAGAGUUCCAUGGCAGGUCAUCUGGCAAAGCAGGUUUCACCCACGGUAUUGGUUCUGGUGAUCACAUUUACAUCCCUCAAGGUAUCCAUCGAGGGUCUAAGGAAGCAAAAAGUGCAGUCCAAGCAGCAGAAAACAAUACUGAUGAAAAACGAGAAGUGUGAUUCAGACUCCAAAUUGUUUAAAACACUAGUGAAGAAGCUGAUAUUGUCACAAAUCAGUCAUCUUGCUCCUCUUAUAUUCCUUUAUAUCUUUCACCCUAGAAACCAAACCUCCAAUCUUGUGCCACUCUUUGUUUAGUUGCAUAUUCCAAAAGAAAUGCAUGCAGCAGAUGUUUUUGUAGACCUUGAACCCUCAAGACAUGUAUGCUCCAUCUCUUGGCUAAAGUCUAAAUGUGAAUGGCUACAGAGGAAUUCAUUCAUGUGUCUUGGAUUGUAGUUGAUUGAUAUUGGGUUUCUUAAUCCUUUCCUUCUUAUUCCAACAGGAGCUUAUUAAUCUUGAAAUUUGAAGUCACCUAUUUUAGAGUU